Messenger RNA from Tigriopus californicus, 1074 nucleotides. It is a transcript of the gene sra, whose product is annotated as calcipressin-2-like. Gene Ontology annotation, biological process: calcium-mediated signaling. Gene Ontology annotation, cellular component: nucleus; cytoplasm. Lineage: Eukaryota; Metazoa; Arthropoda; Copepoda; Harpacticoida; Harpacticidae. Gene Ontology annotation, molecular function: calcium-dependent protein serine/threonine phosphatase regulator activity; nucleic acid binding. The record is from RefSeq and is a predicted model, not a curated record. Bases 216 to 1052 code for a protein of 278 amino acids. The transcript is spliced from 5 exons.
UGAGUGCAUUCUUUUAGAUAGAUGUCCGUGAAUCCGUAUAUGAAGACAUGGCCAGGUAUGUGCGUUAUUGGCCUUUCACCCAAGGGAAGCACUAGCUGUCACCGAGACUGGACAGACUCUACAUAGAUCGAGGCUCCCUUUUGUGGGGACACACAGGAGACAUUACCUCAUAUCGACGAAGAGGCGUGUGAGUGACAGUGGGCUUGAGCCUUGCGAUGCGCCGGAAACCCGUUCAAGGUCCCGUGCACUCCAUGGACCAGGACUCGGUGGAAUCAUUGGAAGACGAGGACAACUUUGUUCAGCCUCACGAGGAUCAUCCGGGUAGGGCGAGAAGUGGCGGCGAGGAAGAGGAUGGCAUGGGCUCCACUGCGUCCACCAAUACCACGGAUGAGAACUUGAUGCGAGACCACUCGCUCUCUGGGUGGACGGAUUCGCGAUUGCACAUCGUCAAUCCCGAUGAGAAGGCCUCCAAGUCUUUGAUCAUCACCAAUGUGGACUCGGAGAUUUUUGACAACCCCGUUGCUAAGGAAAUGUUCGAAAAGUUGUUCACGGAGUAUGAUGAUGAUGUCAUAUUUCAUUAUUUAAAAAGCUUCGGACGCGUUAGGAUCGAUCUAUCUUCAGCCAAAGCAGCUUCCAACGCUAAAGAAAGAUCACAUAAUCUCGUUAUUUGUGGAAAAGUUAUCAAUUGCUAUUUCCUCCAAGUCUUUUGUCCAUUCCCAUUGGGGGAUCCUUUCCUUCACGUCCCGCCAUUGGAGAAGCAAUUUUUAAUAUCCCCACCAGCAAGCCCUCCUGUCGGAUGGGAACAACCAAAGGAAGACAAACCUAUUGUUAAUUAUGACCUCCUUACGGCGAUGGCUGAAUUAGGUCCAGGUCAAAGACAUGAGCUCCAUCCCAAAAAAGAAGUGAAGUUGUUGGGAAAAAGUGUUUCUACGCCAUCAAUCGUGGUUCAUAUCGCAGAAGAUGAGGCUCUUGAGGCAAAUUCUCCCGGUGCCAUGUUUUCUAGAAAAAUUACUCAGACUAGAUGUCCCAAUCGGCAAAAUUCCCUGAAAUAAACGUCACUUUUUGUUAAUUUUA